Gamsiella multidivaricata is the source of this 2058-nucleotide messenger RNA. Its product is annotated as Prenylcysteine lyase-domain-containing protein. The transcript has 5 exons. The coding region runs from base 322 to 1917 and encodes 531 amino acids. Gene Ontology annotation, molecular function: prenylcysteine oxidase activity. The record is from RefSeq and is a predicted model, not a curated record. Gene Ontology annotation, biological process: prenylcysteine catabolic process; prenylated protein catabolic process. NCBI's taxonomy places the organism in Eukaryota, Fungi, Mortierellomycota, Mortierellomycetes, Mortierellales, Mortierellaceae.
UGGUAUGAGAAUGCAGCAUCGUUCGUGUGUAUGUGAGUGCGGGAGAGGGUGCGAUAUACCGUCAAUGGCAAAGAGCCAAGAACUCAAAAAUCCAUGCGCGGGUCGGUGCACUGCCCUCAACCCAAAGAAGACAUUUGACGCGCCAAAAAGAAAAAAAAGAAAAAGGUCAACAAGACUCUACGCGCUGCCGCGGUUCUUUUCCCUUCUUCGCUUUCUUCUUCAACUACUUCAUCCACCUCUCCAUUCCCACUCUCCAUCUUUCGUUUCAUUCUUUACAUCUUCAUCACUCUCAGUUCUCAUCACAACACCCUCCUGUCACACAUGCGCAUCGACUACCUGUCCAAGGUGGGUGCAGCGGUUUCGGCCCUGUUCUCACCACGGACCUUCCACCUCUCCAGUGGAGAGGCUAUCCACACAGAGCUCGCACCCAUCAGGUCCGUCGCCAUCAUCGGUGCUGGCGCAGGAGGGUCUUCGGCUGCCUAUUACCUCCACGAUCUAAUGUCGCCUCCACAACUCUCCCGCAAGCAUGACUUUGCAAUCACGAUCUUUGAGCAAUCCGACAAGAUCGGCGGUCGGUGUUCAGCCUUCCGGGCCCGAAACCCGGGCCAAAAGGAUGAGUUUAUCGAAGUCGGGGCCAGUAUCUUUGUGAAGGUCAAUUACAACCUGGUUAAGGCCGCGAAGGAGUUUGGGUUGGAAACCAAGCCCUUGGAUGAUGAGUUGCUCGCGAUCUGGGAUGGGAAGGACUUUAUCUUUGAGGAGAGUCAGUGGAAGUUCUGGAGUAUUUUUAAAGGGCUCCGGAGAUGGGGUCUUUCGCCGAUUAGGCUGAAACGCCUGCUAACGAAGACCGUGAGGGACCUCCUGGAGAGCUACAAAUCCACGGCUGCCUUUACUUCCAUCUCCGAUUUCGCGACCCACUUCAACCUGGACAAGGUCUCUUCUCAAUUCUCAGACUCCUUCCUAAAGGGGAACGGAAUUAAUCAGCAAUACAGCCAGGAGGUCGUUGAGGUCGCGACCAGAGUCAACUAUGGCUCGAACCUGAACGAGAUCCAUGCCUUGGGAGCAUUGGUGUCCAUGGCAGCUGACAAUGCGCUUCAGGUCCAGGACGGUAACUUUCAGAUCUUUGAGGGCAUGGUCGGGAGGAGCAAGGCCGAUGUGAAGAUGAACACGAAGGUUGCGAGGGUUCGGAAGGUUGAGCCUGCGUAUGAGGGUGGCGAGGACAGGUUUGAGGUCACCACCGUGUCAGGACAGAAGGAGCUCUUUGACGCCAUUGUCAUCGCUGCACCCAUCGCAUCGAGCAAUAUCGACUUUGAUUUAAACCUGCCUCCACAACCAAAGGUCGCCUACCGUACUAUCUACGCAACCUUUGUGCGUGGACACGUCAACCCAGGAUAUUUCCACGCGACCUCAUCCGCCAAAUUCCCUGCCCACAUCCUCACCACGAACUCCAAUGCCGAGUUUACAUCUCUCAGUGUCCAACGCAAGCUCAGCACGGGCGAGACCAUCACCAAGAUCUUUUCGCCAGAACCCAUUCAAGAAGAUCUCCUCGAUAGGUUGUAUCUGAACCGCACCUGGGUCAAGAGCAAAGCUUGGAAGGCCUACCCGCGUCUCCAGCCCUUGCCCUUGCGCAGUGAUGACGACUUUGCGGGAUUGGAGAAGGAGCAAAAAGCACAGGUCGUGUUCCAGAAGGAUCAGUUGGAUAAACAACAGACAGAACAGCAACAGCAGCAGCAGCAGCAGCAGCAGCAGCAGCAGUUGGAUUGGGGACGCGUUGAAAUCGUCCCUGGUGUCUUUUACAUCAACGCAUUCGAGUCCUUGGUCUCAACCAUGGAAACCGAGACUGUCGCAGGAAAGAACGUCGCAAGACUUGUGCGCGAUCGCUUCCUUGGGUAUUGCCCUGUCGAGAAGAUUAAGGCCUGAAGAUAAAGGCCCAUCUUUUCCUACGCUACAAGCAUAUUCAGGCCACUUUAACCAUUCAUUCUGUUCAAUAUUCAGUCAUUUCCUUCGUUGUCUCCAAGUAAAUAAGAAGUUUUUUUUUGAAAAGAAAAGAAAUCGUGGACA